AUGGUAUUCUCUCAUGCCUUGAGGGCAUUCCCUGAGAAAAUUGGCCAAGCGGAAAAACAAAAUGUUGUGUUCGAAGGAAAUCAUUAUUUCUUAUCACCAUACAAAACUGGUAAGCAAACAACAACAGUGAAACUAGCAUCAGCAACAGUGGAAUCCUACAGCAAGUUGAAGCCGUCAUCUCAAGAUGAAGAAACAAUAACGUAUGGUCCAUAUGAAAAUAUUGCACCACUUCAAAAGAGCAACAUGAAAAUUCAUUAUGAAAACAAUUCACCGUUUUUGACU
Molecule: messenger RNA, 282 nt
Organism: Paramuricea clavata
Lineage: Eukaryota; Metazoa; Cnidaria; Anthozoa; Malacalcyonacea; Plexauridae
Source: the annotation of a GenBank genome assembly